CGACUUCGUUUGUUGACAGUUGCGUUAGAUGAACGCUGAUUGUUGGGAGUAAAAUCGAGGAAUUCACAUAUAGAUUUUGUUUAUCAGUAAAAUUAAUUUACCAUUUGUGUUUUAGCUAAAAUUUUAUUCAGUUGCAUAUUGCAAGUGAAAAGAACAACGUUGUAAAUAUGCCCGUACCAAACGACAUCCUCAUACCUGCACACGUCAAUCCCGAUCUGGAGAAAGAGCGCAGGGCGGCCAGUUUUAGUAUUUUUGAGUUUCAGUGCUGGUGGCAAGGUGGCGCAGAAAAAUUGAAGGAAAAACGCGAAAUCGAAAACUACCUUUUCAAGGAUCUCAGAGAUGGGCACCUGCACGACUACCUCUCACAUGAAGAUCUUUACAAUCUAGCAGUGAAGGAUAUUGCCGAAGCGUCACAAAAGUUGCGCAAAUUACAAGCACUGCGCAACCCAGGCGGCAAUGAUAUCUGGCCGAAAUUACUCACCACCAACGCUGUUUAUGCAUUGGCGCCUGGUGGUCAUCCUUUUGCAACGCACAUCACAAUGUUUAUUGAUGUGAUUUUUAGUCAGGGAACACCGGAGCAAAUUGAAAAAUUUGGCAAACCCGCAGCAAACUGUAACAUAAUUGGCACCUAUGCCCAAACUGAAAUUGGGCAUGGCACAAAUGUACGCGGUAUUGAAACACGUGCUGUCUACGAUCGCAAAACCGAUGAGUUUGUGUUGAACACGCCCAAUUUGCAGGCCUAUAAAUGGUGGCCGGGAGGAUUGGGUCACACAGCCAACCACGCCAUGGUGGUAGCCCAGCUAUACAUCGACGACAAACACCACGGCAUACAAAUGUUCAUGGUGCAGCUGCGCGACUUGGAUACACAUAUGCCACUGCCGGGUGUUCAUAUUGGUGAAAUUGGCAAGAAACUUGGCAUGGCUGGUGUGAAUCAGGGAUUCCUUGGUUUCACGAAUGUGCGCAUACCACGCAUAAAUAUGCUAAUGCGCAAUGCCAAGGUACUGCCGGAUGGCACAUUUGUCGCCAGUCCGGCAUCAAGGUUGAAUUAUAUGACUAUGGUGUACACACGUUGUUUGAUUGCAAGCUUUUCAUCAGACGCACUAUUACAAGCUGCCACUAUAGCAACGCGUUACUCAGCAGUGAGGCGACAGAGUCCAAUUAAUGCUAAUGAACCCGAACCACAAAUUAUCGAUCAUGUAACACAGCAGCAUAAACUUUUCCCCGAAAUAGCCAAUGGAAUAGUCCUCUUUCUAACAGCACAAAAAGUUUGGGAAAUGUAUGAUCUUACACUAAAAGAGAUCGCUGCUGGCGAUUACGCGCGUAUGACUGAUAUGCAUAUCAUUUCGUGUGCGCUAAAGGUGCUCUCCACCACAGAUGCCUCCUUCGGCAUCGAACGUUUACGCUUGUCCUGUGGCGGUCAUGGCUAUCUGUCCUCAACUAAUUUGAGUACCAUCUACGGCAAUAUCGUGGCUGCAUACACUUACGAGGGUGAAAAUACGGUAUUGCUGCUGCAAAUUGGGCGUUACUUAGUAAAGUCUUGGUUACAGUUGACGCAAGGCAAGAAAAUGUCACAGUUAGUUUCAUAUCUGGCGGAAAUGCAUGGACAGCGUCAGAUGCUGCAGUGGAACGACUCUUGGGAGUACCUGGUUAAGUUACUGCAGUACACGGCGGCAAACAAAACUCGUCUGGCUUGCGAGAAUCUGACAAAACGUGUGGCAGCGGGGCAGACAAAAGAGGAAGCAGCCAAUAAUACAGGCAUUGAGCUAACACAGGCAGCAGAGCUUCACGGUCGUCAGUUUGUCGCCUCGGUCAUCUUACAGUAUGUCACCGGCGCUGAAUCUAAUCAACGUUCUAAAGCGCUCAACUUGGUAUUGGAGAAUAUUUUAGAACUGUAUUUAGUUCAAACUGUCUUACGCCAUAUGAACGAUAUACUGAGGUUUACUCCAAUUAACGACACCAAUCUACGCUCUCUUCAAAAUCGUCUCGAAGUAGCUUUGAAGAAAUUACGCCCUGACGCAGUAGGCAUUUGUGAUGGUUUCGAUUAUCAUGAUCGUUUACUAAACUCAACAUUAGGUAGCUACGAUGGCAAUGUUUAUGAACGCUUAUUUGAAGCGGCCAAGAAGAGUCCACUAAAUCAGAAACCCGUGCCAGACUCUUUUGAAAAGUAUUUGAAACCCUUCAUGAAAUCAAAUUUGUAAAAUUUCUAUAUAACAGCCUUAAUUAGUUUGCAAAUUAUUGUAUAUAAAUGUAUAGCAAAUGGUUAUUGUAGGUGGUGUAACUGUAGGUACAUAUGUACAAGGUGGCACAAAGUUAAUUAAUCAUCUAAUUUUGUUCUUGAAUAACUUUUGUAAUAAAUAAAAAACAAUGAUUUGGCAUGA
Molecule: messenger RNA, 2378 nt
Organism: Anastrepha ludens (Mexican fruit fly)
Lineage: Eukaryota; Metazoa; Arthropoda; Insecta; Diptera; Tephritidae
Product: probable peroxisomal acyl-coenzyme A oxidase 1
Exons: 8
Coding region: 168-2198 (676 amino acids)
Biological process (GO): fatty acid beta-oxidation using acyl-CoA oxidase; lipid homeostasis
Cellular component (GO): peroxisome
Molecular function (GO): FAD binding; fatty acid binding; acyl-CoA oxidase activity
Source: RefSeq, a predicted model, not a curated record